Messenger RNA from Mesorhabditis belari, 336 nucleotides. The record is from the annotation of a GenBank genome assembly. Lineage: Eukaryota; Metazoa; Nematoda; Chromadorea; Rhabditida; Rhabditidae.
AUGGAAAACACGUUGAAGAAGGGUUUAGCAAAUUUCGAGGGGACGAAAAAAUCUCUAGCCCAAGGAAGAACUCACUCGCCGGAGUCGUUAUUCGACCUAGCUCAAUUCUUCAUUCUAAUUGGAGACUAUCGACUCGCCUGCGAGGUUAUUUGGGGUGGUGCCUCGUUGGCUAUCAAAAAUUUCAUUUCCGAUCGUGGAUUGAAUGUCCAUCUUCAUUCACACACUGGCAAAAAAGAUUCGUAUUCGCGCUCUCACAGGAAACGUUCAAAGACUUUGGGGAUCUUGAAAAUUGCCAUUCCUCGUUUUAUACCAAUAAAAUCAAGCAGGAGGAGAAGA